GCCAUUUGGCCAUGUGGUCGACCUUGGAAGCGCAGGGCCUCCAGGCGUCCGGCGCUGCGCUCGUCGUCGUCGUCGCGCUCCUCGUACGCUGGCUCGUCUCGCUGCAUCCGUACUCGGGCAUGGGCCUUAGCCCCAUGUUCGGCGACUACGAAGCCCAGCGCCAUUGGAUGGAGCUCACGUUCCAGCUGCCUCUCUCGCGCUGGUACCACUACGACCUCUUGUACUGGGGCCUCGACUACCCGCCGCUGACGGCGUACGUCUCAUAUAUCUGCGGCUCGGUGGCUAGCGUUGUCGAGCCCGCGCUCGUGGCCUUGGACGCGUCGCGCGGCUACGAGACCGUGACGAGCAAGGUCUUUAUGCGGGCGACGGUCCUCAUCUGCGAUCUCGUCGUCUUCAUCCCGUCGCUCGCGCUGCUCGCCAAGUGCGUCUACGACAAGCAGUGGAUGUUGCGCAUGGAAUUGCUCAUGCUCAUGCUCUUGCAGCCCGCGUUCAUCUUGAUUGACCACGGCCACUUUCAGUACAACAACGUGUCGCUGGGCUUGACAACGCUUGCAGUUGUGUGCAUUCUGCGCGAUUAUAACUUUGUCGGUGCCGUCUGCUACUGCCUCGCGCUCAACUUUAAGCAAAUGUCGCUCUACUACGCGCCGGCCAUCACGUUCUACCUCUUGGCCAAAUGUGUCUAUGGUCCCCGCUUCCUGUCUCUCUUUGCCACGCUCGCAACAGCCGUCCUUCUGACGUUCUCGGUGCUCUGGGCGCCGUUCUGCGUCUUCUCGGACACGACCUGCGUCGACGGCCUGGCCCAAGUGCUCCACCGCAUCUUCCCCGUCGGGCGUGGCCUCUUUGAAGACAAAGUGGCCAACGUCUGGUGCUGCCUCGACCUCUUCCUCAAGCUGCGGCAGCGCGUCGCCAGCCAAGAGCACCUGGUGUACCUCUGCACACUCGCCACGCUCCUGGCCUUUCUUCCGUCGGUUCUCGACCUCCUUCGACGACCACCGAGCCGCACGCGCUUCUUCCUCAGUCUUUUCAACUGCUCGAUGGCCUUCUUUCUCUUUUCGUAUCAAGUCCACGAAAAAUCGAUUCUGCUGCCGCUCUUGCCCAUGACGUUUUUGCUCUCGGAAGCGUCGCUGCUCGCAAGCCACUUUGGUGCUGUCGCGACCUUUAGCAUGUACUUUUUGCUCGUCAAGGACGGUCUCGUUGUCCCGUAUGUGGCCGGCAGCCUCGGCUACGUCUGCUUUGGCAUCUACCCGUACCUGACAUCGUCGCGCUUGCACGCCGACGUCUCGGCGCCGGGUAUCGAUCGUGGCGGCCGAGUCCAUCGCUGGCAGCGCGUCUACGUGCUUGUGUCGCUGCUGGGCAUGCUCGUGCUGCACUUGGUGGCCGCGCUUGUGCCGCCACCGGCCAAGUACCCCCACGUCCACCAGUACCUCUUUGCCCUCUACGCGUGCGCUCACUUUGUGCUGGCGCUUGGCUACACAACGUACUGGCAGUGGACGGUCGUCGAGGUCGCCAAGACCAAGACCGACUAGACGCGGUUCAACCGCGGUUUGAACUGUUAACCCUCCCGCGACGGAGAGUUUUGGGCGAUAAUCUUAACCUACGUGAGCUUUGCCGCGAGUUGAU
Saprolegnia diclina VS20 is the source of this 1620-nucleotide messenger RNA. RefSeq lists its product as hypothetical. NCBI's taxonomy places the organism in Eukaryota, Oomycota, Saprolegniomycetes, Saprolegniales, Saprolegniaceae. The record is from RefSeq and is a predicted model, not a curated record. Gene Ontology annotation, cellular component: endoplasmic reticulum membrane. The coding region runs from base 12 to 1526 and encodes 504 amino acids. Gene Ontology annotation, molecular function: dolichyl pyrophosphate Man9GlcNAc2 alpha-1,3-glucosyltransferase activity. The transcript is spliced from 7 exons. Gene Ontology annotation, biological process: protein N-linked glycosylation.